Messenger RNA from Thyridium curvatum, 753 nucleotides. RefSeq lists its product as uncharacterized. Lineage: Eukaryota; Fungi; Ascomycota; Sordariomycetes; Thyridiales; Thyridiaceae. Gene Ontology annotation, biological process: protein deubiquitination. The transcript has 2 exons. Gene Ontology annotation, molecular function: deubiquitinase activity. The coding region runs from base 1 to 753 and encodes 250 amino acids. The record is from RefSeq and is a predicted model, not a curated record.
AUGGCUCCCAAGAGGUCCAAGUCGACUCGCACGCACCGAUCGACGUUAUCACUCCAGAAAACCGAGGUCGUUAUCAAUGUGUACGAUCUCCUCCCGCCUGGUAGAUUGUCCUCGGUGCUCUGGACGCUCGGCACAUCUCUUCUUCACUCGGGCGUCGUCAUCAAUGGCAGAGAGUACGCCUACGGCGGACACGACAGGCCGGGAGUGACGGGAGUGUACUGGACGAAACCAAAGACCGAGCCUCCCGGAGGCACGUUUCGAUGCGAGAUCAUGCACGGCUUCACGGUCGCGCCGCAGAACGAGAUCGACGCCAUCAUCCGCACCGCCUCGGAAGAGUUCCAGGGCACGGCGUACAACCUCCUCACCAAGAACUGCAACCACUUCACCGCGUACCUGUGCCAGAAGCUCACCGGCGAGUCCGGACCGCACUGGCUCAACCGGGCCGCCAGCAUCGGCGUCGCCCUGCCGUGCGUUGUCCCGCGCGACUGGAUCGAGCCGCCAGAUUACGACAAUGCCGAGGGGGAGCUGCUGGACGAGGACGACCAUGCGGACGAGCAGUCCAGGAUGCUGCGCCACUCGUCGGAGCAGCCCCAUCUGCUCCACGACGACCAUGGAUCCACCGGCGGCUGGGACAGCGAGGAGGAGCGCCGCCGAGGCGGAAGCGGCAAGGGCAAGGGCAAGGCCGCCGUUCGAGACACAGCAGGCAGGCCGCUCCCACCGUCGGAGCGGGCACCGUCGGGCUCGCGUGCAUGA